UCUGCAAGUCUUCGUGGAGUUAUCGAAGAAUGGGGGUUGGGGGGUUGGGGGCAUUACUUUUAUCUACCUCGCUUCCCGUCGUUCCUUAUCGGUUCUUUUUCUUUCUCCUCUAAAAAUCCGUCACUGCAAGUGAGAGGAACCCUAAUUCUUGGGCUUCAAAAUGUCGGGGAAGGGAGCCAAGGGUCUGAUAAUGGGCAAAUCUGCCUCCAACAACAAGGAUAAGGAUAAAAAGAAGCCCGUUUCUCGCUCUUCCCGCGCUGGUCUCCAGUUUCCAGUGGGAAGGGUUCACCGGCAACUUAAAACAAGAGUUGCCGCCAACGGUCGUGUCGGGGCUACAGCAGCUGUAUACACAGCAGCGAUCUUGGAGUACCUGACUGCAGAAGUGUUAGAGCUGGCCGGGAACGCGAGCAAGGAUCUGAAGGUAAAGCGUAUAACACCAAGGCAUUUGCAGCUUGCAAUCAGAGGAGAUGAAGAACUGGACACACUCAUUAAAGGAACCAUUGCUGGUGGAGGAGUGAUCCCCCACAUCCACAAAUCACUCAUUAACAAAUCCUCCAAGGAAUGAAUUGAAUUGAAUAGGUUGUCAAGUAUGGGUUUUUUAUCCUUAAUCACAGUUUAGUUGAGUGGUUGUCAUAUGCUCAGUCAUGUCAUUGUCUGGUCUAAUUUAGCUGUGUCAUAAUAUCACCAAUUCUACUUUAGUGAUGUGAUAUUGCUUUAUCCAUUUAGUAGGCACAAGGAGAUACGAAGAUAUUUCUUGUUUUGUAAGUUAAUAUGCAAAAUCUUUCUCAUUUUUAGUCUCA
Messenger RNA from Cucurbita moschata (crookneck pumpkin), 800 nucleotides. Its product is annotated as probable histone H2A variant 3. The record is from RefSeq and is a predicted model, not a curated record. Bases 161 to 565 code for a protein of 134 amino acids. The transcript is spliced from 2 exons. Gene Ontology annotation, cellular component: nucleosome. Gene Ontology annotation, molecular function: structural constituent of chromatin; DNA binding; protein heterodimerization activity. Lineage: Eukaryota; Viridiplantae; Streptophyta; Magnoliopsida; Cucurbitales; Cucurbitaceae.